AUGGCUAUCGACUAUCGCCAUGGCAUCUCCAUCCUCGAACUAAUCAUAUACAUCCCCACCUUAUUCACAGCCCUAUGGAUGGCCUUUCGCCAUGGAUUCACACGAAGCUCGGGCUGGAUAUUCUUCGUGAUCUUCUCGUUAGCUCGAAUCAUCGGCUCCUGCUGCUACCUAGCCACCAUCAGCAAUCCUACAUCGGUCGAUCUCUACGUGGCAUGGGCAGUCUGCACAUCCAUCGGAGUCUCGCCUCUGACCUGGGCCUGCAUUGGCCUGUUGUCUCGAGCUAACGACUCGAUCCAACGGAAAUCCGGCCACGCUCUACACCCGCUCCUGUUCAAGGUGACCGGCCUGCUCACCAUCGUAGGCAUGAUCCUGGGCAUUGUGGGCCAAACGAAAAGCACCAGCCCGACGGAAGGGCUGUACAACUCCAAGACCAAAGCCGGCCUGGUGCUGUACCUCAUCGCAUGGGUCGGCCUCUGCAUCCUGCUGCUCCUCAUCUCUCUCCGCUAUCAGCAGAUCGAAGAAGGCGAGCACCGCCUGCUCCUGGCCGUCGGCAUCUCGAUCCCUCUACUCUUCGUGCGCAUUCUCUACUCUCUGCUGUCGGCCUUUGCCCGGAAGCCGGAGUUCAGCUCGCUCUCCGGAAACGUCACCAUCCAGCUGUGCAUGUCGGUCCUGGAGGAGAUCGUGAUCGUCUUCGUGUGUCUGGGGAUCGGGCUCACGCUGUCCGUCCGGCCCGCCUUCGAGCCCUUCCAGGCCAACGCCCAGGAUGCGCCGAUGCUCGAGUCGCAGUCGCAGCCGGACAUGUCGAGUAUGGAGUACGAGAGUGCGAAGCCGGAGCGCCGGUACAAAAAGCGUCGGGGUGGUCCUAUUAGGCAGCUCGUUGGGCUUGCAGUCGAUGAGAUCAAUUACCGACGUCAGAAGUGA
Aspergillus japonicus CBS 114.51 is the source of this 921-nucleotide messenger RNA. RefSeq lists its product as uncharacterized. The transcript is spliced from 2 exons. Bases 1 to 921 code for a protein of 306 amino acids. Lineage: Eukaryota; Fungi; Ascomycota; Eurotiomycetes; Eurotiales; Aspergillaceae. The record is from RefSeq and is a predicted model, not a curated record.